Peromyscus californicus insignis is the source of this 6660-nucleotide messenger RNA. It is a transcript of the gene Frs2, whose product is annotated as fibroblast growth factor receptor substrate 2. The record is from RefSeq and is a predicted model, not a curated record. Gene Ontology annotation, cellular component: cytoplasm; cell-cell junction. The coding region runs from base 385 to 1911 and encodes 508 amino acids. The transcript is spliced from 8 exons. Gene Ontology annotation, biological process: cell surface receptor protein tyrosine kinase signaling pathway. Lineage: Eukaryota; Metazoa; Chordata; Mammalia; Rodentia; Cricetidae.
CCGGAAGUGCUUGUCUAGGCUUCGGGCAGGAGAGAGGCCUUGUAGACACGGCCGCCGAAGCUCCGUCGGCUCCGGAGUCGCGGGGGGUCGGGUCGCGCGGAGAGAGUGCGGAGCUCCGCGGCCGCCGCCCCGCGCGCCCUCGCAGCGCCCUCGCAGCGCCCUGGCGCCGACGAAAUGGCCAUCAAGAAGUAAAUGCCCAGAUGUAACGGUGAGGAAAUAAUCCACGUGUCAUGAAGUAAGAUGCAACAUAGCGUUCCUCCAGAUUAGUUAAUUUAGCAGACGAAGACAUUGUAUUUUGAAAUAUGAUUAAUCUCCUGAUGCAGCAUCAGAGGCUAACAAUAUUAAUGGCCAGAUCUAGUGCUCACAUGGUCUUCUGAAGAAGCCAUGGGUAGCUGUUGUAGCUGUCCAGAUAAAGACACUGUCCCAGAUAACCAUCGGAACAAGUUUAAGGUCAUUAAUGUGGAUGAUGAUGGGAAUGAGCUAGGCUCUGGCAUAAUGGAGCUCACAGACACAGAACUGAUUCUAUACACCCGUAAACGCGACUCAGUAAAAUGGCACUACCUCUGCCUGCGACGAUAUGGCUAUGACUCCAAUCUCUUUUCUUUUGAAAGUGGUCGAAGGUGUCAGACUGGACAAGGAAUCUUUGCUUUUAAGUGUGCCCGUGCAGAAGAAUUAUUUAACAUGUUGCAAGAGAUAAUGCAAAAUAAUAGUAUAAAUGUGGUGGAAGAGCCAGUUGUAGAAAGGAAUAAUCAUCAGACAGAAUUGGAAGUCCCUCGAACACCUCGAACACCCACAACUCCAGGGUUUGCUGCUCAGAACUUACCUAAUGGAUAUCCCCGCUACCCCUCAUUUGGAGAUGCCUCCUCCCACCCCUCCAGCCGGCAUCCUUCUGUGGGAAGUGCUCGCUUACCCUCAGUCGGUGAAGAGUCUACACAUCCUUUGCUUGUGGCUGAGGAACAGGUACAUACUUAUGUUAACACUACAGGUGUGCAAGAAGAGCGAAAAAACCGUGCAAGCGUGCAUGUGCCCCCGGAGGCAAGAGUUUCUAAUGCUGAAAGCAAUACACCAAAAGAAGAACCAAGUAACACUGAAGACAGGGACCCUCAGGUUCUUCUUAAACCCGAAGGAGUCAAGUUCGUGUUAGGACCGACCCCUGUUCAGAAGCAGUUAAUGGAAAAGGAGAAACUGGAGCAGCUGGGAAGAGACCAAGUUAGCGGAAGUGGUGCGAACAGCGCCGAGUGGGACACUGGCUAUGACAGUGACGAACGGAGAGAUGCCCCCUCCGUUAACAAACUGGUGUAUGAAAAUAUAAACGGGCUAUCUAUCCCUAGUGCCUCAGGGGUCCGAAGAGGUCGUCUGACAUCUACCAGUACCUCCGAUACUCAGAACAUCAACAACUCCGCUCAGAGAAGGACUGCGUUGUUAAACUAUGAGAAUCUACCAUCUUUGCCUCCUGUUUGGGAAGCCCGCAAGCUAAGUAGGGAUGAAGAUGACAAUUUAGGACCAAAGACGCCAUCUCUAAAUGGCUACCAUAAUAAUCUGGACCCAAUGCAUAACUAUGUUAAUACAGAGAAUGUAACUGUACCAGCAAGUGCUCACAAAAUAGACUAUUCGAGGCGUCGGGACUGUACCCCGACAGUCUUUAACUUUGAUGUCAGGCGCCCCAGCUUAGAGCACAGGCAGCUCAAUUACAUCCAGGUGGAUUUGGAAGGCGGCAGUGACUCCGACAACCCUCAGACUCCAAAGACUCCUACCACUCCCCUUCCACAGACCCCCACCAGACGCACGGAGCUGUAUGCCGUGAUAGACAUCGAGAGGACUGCUGCUAUGUCCAACUUGCAGAAAGCACUACCACGAGACGACGGGACAUCUAGGAAAACUAGACAUAAUAGUACUGACCUGCCCAUGUGAGCCUGGAGAGCAUUACGUCAUUUGCACCGUCGUGAAGUUUUUAAAAUGAAGAUGCGAUGCUUCACUGUCAUUUCUACACUAACUCCUUUAUAGACUGCUCCGUUGUUUUCUGAAUAGUUCUUGUGCAUCUUUAAAGGGAAUUAAUGUAGAGCAGGUACUCCUUAAAGAACACUAGUUUCAUUAUAUUCUACUCAUUAUUGUACAGCAGCAUUCCCAUUUUCACAGUGCCUAUUUAAAAUGAGAUUUGAAGUGAAUGACAUGCUGGUUGUUUUUUAUUCCAUAUCCAGGACAUAUGCAUAUCUUUCACGUCUAAGUUGUGUUGGCAUGUCAACCUUUCAUAAAGUCUCUUGAUAAUGUGCAUUGCUGACAUAACUCUAGGCUUUGAAGGUAGGAUUCACUGCUCACAGUGUAUGGUCUCCAGCAUGGAACACGAGGAAUCUUAUUUCAUUAAUUAAAGGCUUUUUGACUUGGGCCAAAAAAAAAGAAAGAAACAAAAGAACCACACCUCCUUUCGUACCAGUCAGCUCCUCUGUCUUCAGUGUUACUAGAAAGAGUCCAGUAUCAUGAAUAUAGUUAUGUAUUGGAAGGCAGACAGGAGACAACGUUUUGUUUACUCAUCUCAUGGUGUCAUUUGAAGGGCAUGUCCAGAUAUCAUACUCAGAAUGAUGGUGGGUUUAGGAAUCAGUCUCAGGUCACUUUACCCAGAAACAUUUGAAAAAUCUACACCAUGAUCUGUUGGCGUUUCUCUUGGAUAGGUUAUUGGCAGCACAUUGUUUGCUGGAGACAUUUGUGCCAUGAAAUUCCCAUUUAGCUUCAGGUUUUUUGUUUUGUUUUUCCCCUUUGGUGUUUGGGUUGUCUUUGUUUUGUAACGUCUUUCUCAAUUUACAAUACAGUUUUUGAGUUUGUGUAUCACUUUGGCAUGGGAGUGUGUGUCUGUUGUUACUUAGUCUGCAUUUUUGUCCAGUUAGGGUCUUGAAGGUCCAUUUGGAGCUGACUGUUAUUUUCUGACAGGCUUGCUCUUGUCCAGUAUUUAUUUAUCUGCUGUCUACUUGUCAGCUUGAAGAAAAACCAUUGUCUCGAUUUUAAACGUCGUCAUUCCUAUGAUCUCUUCAGUUGCCGAGAAGAAAAGGAAGAUACUCUGAAGCAUGUGAGUUCCCCAAAGGUGCCAUCCUCCCUGUGGGCGCAUCCCCAGCACUUUAACAGGGAUUGCCUCAGUGGCAUGACUACAGUCCUGCUCUGUCCACUCCGCUGUGCCGGGCUCCGCUGGCCUUUCCAGGGAGCUAGGCUCGCUCUCAGUAGUUCCUGGUUUUGGUGAGCUGUUGAUAUUGUUGCCAGCAUAGCAGGUACUGGGAAGGCUGGACGCAGUGUGAUUAUGUUGUAAUUGAGGAUCUGAAAUGAACUGAAGUUGAUAGAAACUGAUGUCGAACUCUUGAAAAUCAAGAAUGCUCCAAAUUCCCAACCCACUGUAGAAUAAAGAGAAGGGUGGAAGGACAGGCAGCCUUACAAAAUAUUUUACUUUUUUCUCUAACAUUGAGGAAGUUUUAUAUCAUGAUCUGGAUAUACCAGGUGUGACUAAGACUGAUUUAACAAGAAAAGGUUUCAGUCAUAGAACAUUCAGUGUAUUCAGGAACUCAUCACACAACAGUGAACAGAUUAGCAGUAGAGUGGGGCCAUUAUGAAAAUAAAAUAAAAGUGUUGUCUUCAUCGUUUUUUAGUGCCAUUGGUUUAUAGCAGAAUUUUCUUUUUCCUUCUUGUUUCCUCUGUAAACUUGGUGCUUACUGAAAUGUUCACUGUUCUCUCUAAGAGAGCAAUGGCUAGAUGUGCAGAGUUCAUGUCUAAUAUGCUGUUCUGUUUGUUCUUUCUUCUGAGUGGAUUGCUAAUUGUGCCAAAUGCCAGUGGGGGUUUUUGAAUGUGGUAAGAACUGAUGGCUACAGUGCACACGGUUCCCUCUGUACCAGCGUCAGGAUAGCCCAGCUCUCCAGGGAGAGAGAGGGCUGGUCUGUUUGGUCAUGCUGGAGGCUGCAUGGUUUCUUCUUUCUUUUCUUUGUUCUCUCUGCGUUUCCCUUCAGAACUGAAUUCAAUUUUACAGUUCUUUGGUGACUCUCCUAUAAUCACUACAGUUUAUGCUUUAAAAAGUAUAUGGUUAAGAAUAAAAAUGGGACCAAUUUGUCUGCUAAACAUUUGAUUUUAGGGUACUAUGUGAAUAUUGAUUAGGAAGAGUUAAACAGGUGGUGGUAAUUUCUAGAUGUCUUCUGGAAAUUACCUUUGUUGCUAUUUAAUCAGUCAUUUAGAAUACCACUGCCCUUUACAGUAGUCUCAUAAUGGGCAUUAAGCUCUGUCCUGGAAGAAUGUACCUAUUACUAUUUGAAUUUUAAAGUGAGAUAUUUUAUUGGCACAUAUUGGUGGCCAUAUGUCUCAGAUUUUCUGAGACAAACCUAAUUUUGGAUAACUGGUUUUAUUGAUUAGACCAUGAGAUCCUACUUUUUGGUUUUAGAAAUAGAAUCCUCGCUCCCUUGUUUUUCCUGAAGAAAAUCCGUUUUUAUCCAUAUAGAUCAGACAACAUUUUUCCCAGACCAGGGGUGAAAAGUGAUAGGGGGAUUGCUAGUGUUUUUCUGAAUGUCUUACUUCUCAGUUUCAUCUUCCUUUGAAAAAUGAAAAUAUGGUGCCUUCCUUCUCUCCCUCCCUCCCUCCCUCCCUCCCUCCUUCCCUCCCUCCUUCCCAGGAGAUUGGCAAAUAGUUCCUUGUAUAUCCUGCUGCUGUGGAGUGAUGAGACAUGCACUUUACUCUUAAAGACUCAGCAAAAAGUUUUCACUUCUCAGUAGAUCCAGAAUAAAUCAUGGUUGGGACUUAAACUUUGCCAAGCAAUCUUCGUCAUGACAGUCAUUAAUGUUGACCCCUACAAUGUUAUAAGUCAGACUAAUGUGUGUUUAUUCUCCCUACUGCUCCCACCUCAGAUCUGUGGCACAGCAUAUAAAAAUGUACCUCAAUAAUGUUCUAUUAAAAAUGGGACAGGGGCCUUAUGUUUUCAUAAUUCUCCAACAAUGUGCCACCAUGUAUUUGCCUCAAGGUAAAGGUUUUAACAAGCUAAAAAGUACUUCCCAGUUUCCCCUGUGCUCUUUUCUACCCAUAAUGCCCAAGUGUUUUGUGCAAUGUGUAGUGUGUAUGUAUAAAUAUAUAUAUAUAUAUAUAUAAAUAUUCUUGAAAUAGACAUAACAUCAGAGACAUCAUUCAGAAGUAAUGUAUUGGCAUCUCAUUCAUAUUUCUGAUGUGAACUAUAUGGUACUAUUUACUUUUUCCUUAAUGUUUGCCAAAUUUGAGUCAAGGCAUUGGUACGAAAUUACAGAAUGUAUAGGAAACAUUUUGGCUUGAAAAGUUAACAAAUGAAAGUAUUCAGACCUAUCACAAUGUACUCUGCCCAGACCAGCACCCUGUCUUCUUGCUGCCUGUUCCCCAUUCCUGCUUCCUCAUCUUUCAGGGUGUAACAGUUCUUUUCUAGCAUCCUGUAGUUGAAUUUCUCUGGCAAUUGUACAAGACAGCAUGGAAACAGGCUGGGAUCAAUAGUACGGUAGUCACCAGGGUGCCACAUUUGCAUUAGUAAAUGCAAAUAGAUGUUUUAUAAAGGAUAAAUGUUGUGUUAUGUUUCUAUUUUCAUUACAUUGUAUAAUAAUGUAAGAUUAUUGUAUGUCCUAAUUUGCAUUAUAAAAUGUUUUUUUCCUACAUAAAGGCAUAAAUAUAGCAACUUUGUAUAAAGGUACCUUAUUAGAUUUUAAUUUUUCUUCUAUAAAAGUUGUCUACAGUGGGACUACCAUUGCCAAAUUGUAUAUGAGAUAUGAAUUUCACCCCUAUGGUUAAUUUCUUUUCUAAACAUUCCAUAUUUCUCUAAUGAAAGACGUGAUUCUGUACUAUGCAUAAAUUGUGUUUUAAUGCUGUUUCAUAUCAGCAUUUUAAUUUUGGGUUUGCAUUUUUAGUAUUGGCAAAACUUGACCACUGUUAAUUAAAAUAAAACCUUGUUGUGUAUGUAACAGCAUCAUUUGCCCUCCACCCCUCCCUGCCCUUUGUUCUUUAUCUCCCGUCAGUGCCAACUUCAUACAUUUUGUAGCAUGGCAAUAAAAUAUAACUUUUACACUGAGGCCAAGUGUGGCUUUUUGGAGGCAGUGGAGUGGGAGGAUUGCCACCUAGCUGUCCUGGGAUGUGACUCCUUUGCCGUGUAAGCCGUGGUGUUGGGCAUAAGAAGUUAUAUCUGAUGUAAACAUGCUUUUAAGGACAAGUGUGGAUGUGCUUUAAAGCUUUGUUUUCAAUGUAACAAGUCACAAAUAACUAAUUUUUAAUGUUUGCAAAAGUCGGAGUUCUUGAAGUACAAUCAAAUCUUUAUUAACUGGAGUACUUAAAGAAUAAGCUAAUAAUGGAAUUUUGUUAAACAAGGGCUAAGCAACACUUUUUAAAAAUUCUUAUUUAUUGUGGAGUAUUAGUAUACUUUACUAUCCUAAAAUUAUAAUAUGUAAAAUAUGGUUUAAUCUUAGAAAAUGUAGCAUCUUGCAAUGCCUUACUGUUAUCAUUCUGGCAUAAAUAUCCAUGAUGAGGUACUCAAGUUGAUACUGGAAGCUGAGCUGACUAUACACUGACCUUAAGCAUUCAUGAAAAACUGCUUUGUUGAAUAAAAUCUGAUGAGUUCUUAUGGUCAUUUUUCCCUUAUUGCCAAAAGUAGAUUGCAAUAAAACCCAAAUAAAAGCUUGGUUGGAUACUUUUAAA